AUGGACAGAAAGAGGAAAUUACAAACGUUAACAUUUGGACCACAUCUAUGCGGUUUUGUAGUUGAACUGAGCUCAAUAAUAUUGAGCAAGAUUUGGAUAAGCGUAUUGCAUCUAUGUUCAUCACUCGCUCUCGUUCAUCCAUUCGAUCGUGUUUCGCUCGUCCCUCCUGAAAGAAGCACUUUCCAGCACAUUAUUCGUCUUCUCAACACUAACGUUGACGGUCGUGUCAAGAUUCAAAUUGCCUUGACCUCCAUCAAGGGUGUUGGUCGUCGUUUCGCCAACAUCGCUUGUAAGAAGGCUGAUGUCGAUCUUACCAAGAGAGCUGGUGAGCUUUCUUCUGAAGAGUUGGAACGUAUUGUCACCAUUCUCCAAAAUCCCGCUCAAUACAAGAUCCCUACUUGGUUCCUCAACAGACAAAAGGAUAUUAUUGAUGGCAAGUCUUCUCAAAUCAUCUCUAACGUUCUUGACACCAAGUACCGUGAAGAUCUCGAACGUUUGAAGAAGAUCCGUAACCACCGUGGUCUCCGUCACUACUGGGGUAUUCGUGUCCGUGGUCAACACACCAAGACCACCGGUCGUCGUGGUCGUACCGUUGGUGUCUCCAAGAAGAAAUAA
Molecule: messenger RNA, 615 nt
Organism: Mycotypha africana
Lineage: Eukaryota; Fungi; Mucoromycota; Mucoromycetes; Mucorales; Mycotyphaceae
Product: ribosomal protein S13/S18-domain-containing protein
Exons: 3
Coding region: 1-615 (204 amino acids)
Biological process (GO): translation
Cellular component (GO): small ribosomal subunit; cytosol; ribosome
Molecular function (GO): structural constituent of ribosome; RNA binding
Source: RefSeq, a predicted model, not a curated record